AUGGUUUUUCGAUUUGAAAAUUUCUUCUUUGUUUUUUCUUUUAAACUUGAUUUUUAUUUUUUCUAUUCACCUGAAAUAAUGAGCACGUGUGUAAAUACAACUACAUUGGUUAUUGAAUUAAAUAUUGGAGAGUUUAUGGAAACCAAAGUUUUUCGGCUUGAACAAGGUUGGAAAAUACACUUCAAACUUGGUGAAUCUCUUAUUGGAAAAGCUAUUCGCCUGAGUAUAUUGGAUACUGAUUUUGAUCAAAUAUUUCCUACAUUUUGUGGUGAUGCGAUUAAAAGUUUGGAUUCGAACGAGAAUUUUUUGGUUUUUGAAUGUAAUGUUUUUGGGGCUUACAAAUACCAAUUUUAUGCUGAUACCGCCUCUCCAACAAAAUCUACACCGCUUGGUUCUGGUUAUUUCACAAUUUUACCUCAAUGGAGAAUUGGAAAAGAACAAAAAUUGCUUUCAGUAAAUGGACUCUGUACAAUUACUUUUUUAACAAAAUUGUUGGGUCCUUUAAAUGAAUGGGAAGAGAGAUUACAAGUUGCUAAUAAAUGCUGUUUUAAUGUUAUACAUUUAACUCCUGUUCAACAAUUGGGAAUUUCUAAUAGCAGUUAUUCAAUCGCGGAACAUGACAAAUUAAAUCCCUUAUUUGAAAGUAAUUUUGAUGAAUUAGAACGUUUAAUAAGGAAAAUAGAGACUGAUUGGAAUAUUUUAACAAUUCAAGAUGUUGUUUGGAAUCAUGCAGCUAAAAAUGCUUCUUGGCUACAGACCCAUCCAGAAUGUGCCUACAAUCUUUCCAAUUCUCCACAUUUACGUCCAGCAUAUAUCUUAGAUAGAGCAUUACAACAAUUUAGCAGAGAAAUAUCUCAAGGAAAAUGGGAAAAUAGAGGAAUUCCUGCUUUAAUUAAUUCAGAAAUUCAUUUAAAUUCAAUUUAUUCGAUUUUAAAAGAUGAAAUUAUUCCUAAAUUAAAAUUGGAAGAAUUUUAUCAAAUUGAUAGGGAAGAAGCGUUAAAAUGUUUUGAAACCAAAAUUGAAGGUUAUUUUUUAAUUUUUGAAUUAAAUAAGGGGUAAGGGGGGACAUUUCGC
Messenger RNA from Meloidogyne enterolobii, 1074 nucleotides. NCBI's taxonomy places the organism in Eukaryota, Metazoa, Nematoda, Chromadorea, Rhabditida, Meloidogynidae. The record is from the annotation of a GenBank genome assembly.